This is a messenger RNA of Drosophila hydei, 1006 nucleotides long. RefSeq names its product PE-PGRS family protein PE_PGRS33. The record is from RefSeq and is a predicted model, not a curated record. Bases 66 to 878 code for a protein of 270 amino acids. Lineage: Eukaryota; Metazoa; Arthropoda; Insecta; Diptera; Drosophilidae. The transcript is spliced from 3 exons.
CCUCAGCUUCAGCGGAGAUCGGACUCAAAAGGGAUAAUAAAUUUCCCAUUGAAUUGCUCAACAAUAUGCGAACAACAGCGUUGCUGCUGCCGCUUGUGGCCCUAGUGGCCGCCCUCCAUAUUGAUGGUGGCAUGGCGCAUGUGGUGCCAUUAACACUGCCAGUGGCAGGUACGUAUUUGGUAGCACAGCCGUCGCCAGUUCUGUUGCUGGUGCAGCCGCCAGAGGAUGAUGGCAGCUAUAAGCCGCCAAAUGGCGCUGAUGAUGGACUGUGGAAGCCGCAGCCAGGCUUGGAGGGCGAAUAUGUGGAGUCCUCUACGGGAGAUAGCAACGCGAUUGAAGAGGCGCAGAUAAUUAACAACGCUGCCUCUGCGGCUGCUAAUGCUGCUGAUGAGGCUGGUUCAAGUGUGGUAGAUGCUGCUGCGGCUGCUGCUGGCGACGAAGGUGGAGCCAAUGGUGCCGGUGGUGGUGGCGGUGGUGGCGCUGGACAGGCCGGGCAAGCCGGUGGCAUAUUGGGUGGCGCUGGUGGCAGUGGCGGUUCUGGUGGUGAUGGUAGCGCUGGUGGGGGCGGAGCUGGAGGUGGCGGCGGUGGCGGUGGUACAGUUACAUCCGGCGAAAGCGGCCAAAAUGGAGAGCCCGGUGCACCAAGUCCAGCUGGCCCACAGCCGGAUGGCGAAGAUGGUACGGAUGGUGCAGAUGGACCCGACGGACCGGACGGAUCCAAGGGCGGCAAAGGAGGCAAAGGCGGAAAGGGAGCUCGCAAUGGCGCCGGAGGCGGCGGUGGUGCUGGUGGCGCUGCACCUCAGCCUGCACCGACUCCUGUUGUGCUUCCGGCACCCGUCUGGCAACAGCCUGAACUCAAUUUGAUUGCCGUGGUCUAACCAACCGUCCUGUGCCUUCUGCUGCCAGUUUCACGUAGUCAUUUAAGUCUCUAUUAGCCAUAGGACUAGUCAAUUGUGUCAGAACCAAGCAAACGAAUAUUAAAAUUCGAGAAUGCCCAAAACGCAAC